CCGCCCCGCGCGGGGCACGCCGGGAGCUGUAGUGCGGGCGGUGCCGGAGCGCGGCGGCCGCCAUGGCCCCCGCCGUGGGCCCGGGCGCGGCGGCCGCGCUGGCGCUGGCGCUGGCGCUGCUGGCGGCCGCCGCCCGCCCCGCCGCCGCCGCCUGGGACCUGCGGGCGCUGCGCUGCAGCUUCUCGGCGGCCUGCGAGUGCGGCUUCGAGCCCGACCUGCGCGGUCUGGAGUGUGAUUUGGCUAUGAAUCUGGUGGGGCAGCCCCUGGUGAAGCAGCAGGUGAUGAAAGGAGUGAGGGAGUUCCUGGAGAACCAGAACCCCAUGAAACCCCUUGUGAUGUCCUUCCACGGCUGGACUGGGACUGGCAAAACCUACGUGAGCUCCAUGCUCAUCCGCCACCUCUUCCGGGAUGGACUCCGCAGCCCAUAUGUUCACCAGUUCUCUCCCAUAGCACACUUCCCUCAUCACGAGCAGAUAGAGCAGUACAAGGAGAACCUGAAGCAUUGGAUCCAAGGGAACUUGACAAACUGUGGACGAUCUGCUUUUCUCUUUGAUGAGAUGGACAAGAUGCACCCGGGUCUGAUCGAUGUGAUCAUGCCAUUCCUGGGACCCUCGUGGGUUGUUUACGGGACCAACUACCGCAAAGCAAUUUUCAUUUUCAUAAGCAAUGCAGGAGGAGAACAGAUCAAGGACAUGACCCUAGAUCUCUGGCAUGCCCACAAGGAUCGUGAGGAGAUCAGCCUGCAGGACAUGGAAUCAGCCAUCUCAAAAGCAGUUUUUGAAAAUCCGCAGAGUGGAUUCUGGAAAUCUGGGAUCAUUAAUGAACAUCUCAUUGAUUUUGUUGUGCCCUUCCUCCCACUGAAGCGCCACCACGUAAAGCAAUGCGUCAUCAACGAACUCAUCCAGCAAGGCCUAGAAUUACGUCAGGAUGUCGUCCAGGAAGUGGCUGACAGCAUCCCCUACUUCCCAGAGGAAGAGAAAAUAUUUUCAUCAACAGGCUGCAAAACAGUAGCCUCUCGGAUCAGUUUUUUCUUGUAGCCACUGGCAAGGAAUCUCUUCUGAAGCAGCAUGUGGAGUCUAUAGCAGAUCAGACGUGACCAGCCCUCAGGAGAUGCUGUACCUGCAGCCUUGCUCAGAUUCGUACGAUUUAGGAUGUAUAUCAAGCUGUAAAGCUGCAGAGCCCAGGACUGGAGGGAUAAGCACGAGGAGCUACGUGUUACCUCCGAGUAGCACGAGUGCUCUCCCUGCUGAGCUCACCCCUCUAGCCCCACAGAGGCAGCUGCAGGAUACAGCUGUGGGAGCAAAUGCAAGUGAUGUGACUUAAAGCACAGCUGUGGGAGCAAAUGCAAGUGAUGUGACUUAAAGCACUUUACUGAUUUCUCUGGCCAAGUGAAUGUGGAUACUGAACAGGCCAGUGCACCACCCGAGACAUGCUGUGACAAAGAAGGGAAGAUGCCAAGAGGCACAGUAGUGACAGGGAGGUUUUUCCCCUGUUCCCUGUCAGAAGCACCCAUCUGUGGCUCUUCCUUCUCCUGGCAGCUAUUGAGAUCUAAUCCAUCAAGAUUCUGAGCCCAGAAAAGACUUUUUUAUCUACAGUAUUUUAACAAUAUUUACUACCUUUUUUUUUUUCACCAUGUGAAAAUGCUGGUGUUCUGGCAUCUGCAACACUGACCCAUGAAGACCUUCGACAAUAUAGUGAAAUGUGCUUUUCAGGGAAGUUUUAGAGCCAACUUCUUUCCAGUUUCCUUUCACUGUGAAUAGAUGCUGGUUAAGUCCAGCUUCAGCAUCAACUAGAGUAUGGGUAUAAGGGAAAUGGCAACAUCUGACCUGCCGAGAGCCCUGCUCUUCCCACCAUCCCUUGUCCAUCUUCCCCAUAAGGCCUAAAGGAUUUCCCUGCAACUAACUGGGGGGCGGGGGGGGAAGACAUCUUGCUUGUCUUCCCAGCUACAAAAAAUUUGAGUCCUACCUCCGAGGAGACUGCAGUGUCGCUAAUGGUUUUGAAAAUUCUUUUUAUUCAGUGAUGAUUUCUCCAGCAGGCUGAGAAGUUCUUGCUGUGGUGAACUGCUGAGCCUCUUGCACAUCCUUCUGCUGGUCAGACCACACACGCUUUGGCUGGGCCACGAUCCAUUCAGCUUCUGGAAAGUGCCACUUACAACGAAGGGACCUGGGGAUAAUUCGGAGAAGAUUAGUACUGUCGAGCACUGGGCACACGGCACUGCAGGCCUUUGCCCCCUGUUUUAAUCCCGCCCAUGCAGAGGGUUAGUGGAGUACAGGUCAGAGGAAACAAUCGUUCACUCUGGGACCAAACUGCCCAACGGAUGGGUGAACAGGCACAUUUAGGAAAGUCCCCAAUGCUCCUCUUGGGCCCUGGGUCUCUGCCCUACUCUGAAACAAGCUGCCAGCACUUGGGACCAUUCCAGCCUCCCUCCAGGGCCUGAGCUUGGGCAACAGCAAUGGCAGACGCUAUCCAAACGCUGCCUGGGAGCCAGUCCACGGACAGACUCAAUUAUCCUGCCUCAUUCAAAAAUGUGACGCAUUUCUAAUUUUAAAAUAAAUCCUUUAUGAAAUAAA
This is a messenger RNA of Dromaius novaehollandiae (emu), 2570 nucleotides long. It is a transcript of the gene TOR2A, whose product is annotated as torsin family 2 member A. Gene Ontology annotation, molecular function: ATP hydrolysis activity; ATP binding. The record is from RefSeq and is a predicted model, not a curated record. The transcript has 5 exons. The coding region runs from base 63 to 1037 and encodes 324 amino acids. Gene Ontology annotation, cellular component: nuclear envelope; endoplasmic reticulum; endoplasmic reticulum lumen. NCBI's taxonomy places the organism in Eukaryota, Metazoa, Chordata, Aves, Casuariiformes, Dromaiidae.